AGAUUGGAGAGGGCACAGGGCCAGGGACUCUGGCCAGACAUAGGCCCAGGUCUGUGGCUGGCCAGCUGCGGCUGUGGGGCCCGGCAUGUGUCUCAACAUGGCCCUGGAGCUCUACAUGGACCUGCUGUCAGCCCCCUGCCGUGCCGUCUACAUCUUCUCGAAGAAGCAUGACAUCCGGUUCAACUUUCAGUUUGUGGAUCUGCUGAAAGGUCACCACCACAGCAAAGAAUACAUUGACAUCAACCCCCUCAGGAAGCUGCCCAGCCUCAAAGAUGGGAAAUUUAUCUUAACUGAAAGUGUGGCCAUCCUCUACUACCUGUGCCGCAAGUACAGCGCUCCAUUACACUGGUACCCGCCAGACCUGCACACACGUGCCCGUGUGGAGGAGUUCAUGGCUUGGCAACACACGGCCUUUCAGCUGCCCAUGAAGAAGAUAGUCUGGCUCAAGUUGCUGAUUCCAAAGAUAACAGGCGAGGAAGUUUCAGCUGAGAAGAUGGAACAUGCAGUGGAAGAGGUGAAGAACAGCCUGCGGCUCUUUGAGGCGUAUUUUCUGCAGGAUAAGAUGUUCCUCACCGGGGACCAAAUCUCACUGGCUGACUUGGUGGCCGUGGUGGAGAUGAUGCAGCCCAUGGCAGCCAACUACAAUGUCUUCCUCAACAGCUCCAAGCUAGCUGAGUGGCACAUGCGGGUGGAGCUGAAUAUCGGCUCUGGCCUCUUUAAGGAGGCCCACGAUCGACUAAUGCAGUUGGCCGACUGGGACGUUUCCACAUUGGAUCCGAUGGUCAAGGAGAAUAUUUCUGAGUUGCUGAAGAAGAGCAGGUGACCCUAGGCCCAGCCCAUCCUGCAGGGCCUGGCUGGCUUAGCAAUCUGAGCCACCUUCCUCAAAGGAAAUGCUAAAAAACACAAACAAAAACAAAAAAACUGUUCUUUGCCUAAUAAAGAGCUGAACAACCAUCA
This is a messenger RNA of Rhinopithecus roxellana (golden snub-nosed monkey), 957 nucleotides long. RefSeq names its product glutathione S-transferase theta-4. Gene Ontology annotation, biological process: glutathione metabolic process. The transcript is spliced from 5 exons. Bases 86 to 823 code for a protein of 245 amino acids. Gene Ontology annotation, molecular function: glutathione transferase activity. Gene Ontology annotation, cellular component: cytoplasm. The record is from RefSeq and is a predicted model, not a curated record. Lineage: Eukaryota; Metazoa; Chordata; Mammalia; Primates; Cercopithecidae.